AUGGCAGCGCAGAGGAUCCGGGCGGCCAACUCGAGCGGCCUGCCGCGGUGCAAGUCGGAGGGCACGCUCAUCGACCUCAGCGACGGCUUUGCCGAGACCAGCCUCUGCGAUGUCAAAGUGCCUUCUCCUAGUGCCUUGCUGGUUGACAAUCCCACGUCCUUUGGAAAUGCGAAGGAAGUAAUAGCAAUCAAAGAUUACUGUCCGACUAAUUUCACCACUUUGAAGUUCUCCAAAGGGGACCACCUUUAUGUCUUAGACACAUCAGGAGGCGAGUGGUGGUAUGCUCACAACACCACAGAAAUGGGUUACAUCCCUUCCUCCUACGUCCAGCCUGUAAACUACCGCAACUCUUCCUUAACGGACAGUGGGAUGAUAGAUAAUCUACUGGAGAGCCCUGACGAGGGAGUCAGGGAGUUAGACCUGCUUGGAGAAUGGACUGAUGUGAAAAGAGACUCUGCAAAACCCUAUAAUAACAACCCGUUCUUGAACGGAGUGCAGACGAACCCGUUUCUGAAUGGGAAUUUGCAAACAGUGCCCAGCUUGGACAAAGAGUCCAACUCCAACGUUGCCGUGGACUUGCUGCUCUUGGACACGGGAGCUCCUACUUCAGCUGUUUCCAGUUUGGCUGCUAAUAGCAGUUUGGGUAACAUUUUUGAUGAGUUUCCAUCCUCAAACAGACUGGAUCUGGAACAGCCUGUGAAAAGGGACAAUCCCUUCUUCAGAAGUAAACGCUCCUACAGUUUGUCUGAACUGUCUGUUCUUCAGGCCAAGUCAGAUGCUCCGACAUCAUCGGGUUUCUUCAGCGGUUUGAAGUCUCCCACCCCUGAGCAGUUCCAGAGCCGGGAAGAUUUUAGGACGGCGUGGUUGAACCACAGGAAGCUGGCUCGGUCUUGCCAUGACUUGGAUUUGCUUGGUCAAAAUCCCGGCUGGGGUCAGACUCAACCGGUGGAGACCAACAUUGUCUGCAAGCUGGAUAGUUCUGGUGGAGCUGUUCAGCUUCCAGAUACCAACAUCAGCAUCCAUGUGCCAGAGGGUCACGUGUGCCCUGGGGAAACGCAGCAGAUCUCCAUGAAAGCAAUGUUGGAUCCGCCGCUGGAGCUGAACAGUGACAAGUGCAGCACCAUCAGCCCGGUGCUGCAGAUCAAACUCAGCAACAUGGAGGUGAAAACCUUCAUCAUUCUGGAGAUGAAGGUAUCAGCUGAGGUCAAGAAUGACAUCAUGAGCAAGAGUUUGGUAGGACUGCAGUGCCUGCGGAGUGACAUGAAAGAGGGGCCGUACACCCCAAUGCAGUUAAGCUAUUCAUAUGGGGACACAAUUCAGGUGCAGCUGGAGAACCUGGAGCCUUGCAUGUACAUUGCAGCCGUAGCCCAGGGGCAGAACAUCCUCUACCCUUAUACCGUUUGGGAUUACAUCAGCAAGAAGAUCACAGUUGGUGUUUACGGCCCAAAACACAUUCACCCUUCCUUUAAAACUGUCGUGGCCAUGUUCGGCCACGAGUGCGCACCCAAGACUCUCCUGGUGAAUGAGGUCACAAGACAGUCUCACAGUCCGGCUCCUGUCGCCCUCCAGCUCUGGGGAAAGCAUCAGUUUGCUCUGUCCCGGCCUCAGGACCUCAAGCUCUGCAUGUUCUCCAACAUGACCAACUACGAGGUGAAGGCUAGCGAGCAAGCCAAAAUUGUGCGGGGCUUCCAGAUGAAGCUGGGCAAGGUCAGCCGCCUUAUCUUCCCCAUCACGUCCCAUGACCCCAAUGAACUCUCAGACUUCACGCUAAGAAUACAGGUCAAGGAUGACAAGGAUGCCAUUUUGACCCAAUUCUGUGUCCAGACGCCGCAGCCACCUCCAAAAAGUGCCAUCAAACCAACGGGGCAGAGGCGGUUCCUCAAGAAGAAUGAGGUUGGAAAGAUCAUCCUUUCACCUCUGGCUGCCACCGCCAAGUAUCCAGUUUUUCAGGACCGGCCAGUGUUGAGCUUGAAGUAUGGCAAGCUGCUGAAGACUGUGGUGAGGCAAAGCAAGAACCACUAUUUGCUGGAGUACAAAAAAGGAGACGUCAUAGCCCUCCUCAGUGAGGAGAAGAUCAGGUUAAAAGGACAGCUAUGGACCAAGGAGUGGUAUAUUGGCUACUACCAGGGAAAAAUAGGCCUUGUGCACACCAAAAACGUGCUGGUGGUUGGGAAGGUCAAGCCCAGCUACUUCUCUGGGCCAGAUCUCACCACCAGCCUGUUGCUUGAACAGAUCCUGAGGCCUUGCAAAUUUCUGACCUACAUCUACGCCUCUGUGAGGACUCUGCUCAUGGAGAACCUCAGCAGCUGGCGGUCCUUCGCUGAUGCACUGGGAUACUUGAACUUGCCACUCACAUUUUUUUGCCGAGCGGAGUUGGACAGUGAGCCGGAGCGAGUGGCCUCUGUCUUGGAGAAGCUGAAGGAAGACUGCAACAACACUGAAAACAAGGAGAGGAAAUCUUUCCAGAAGGAACUGAUGACGGCUCUGCUGAAAAUGGACUGCCAGGGGCUGGUUGUCCGGCUCAUCCAAGACUUUGUGCUGCUGACCACAGCCGUGGAGGUGGCCCAGCGCUGGAGGGAGCUUGCUGAGAAGCUUGCCAAAGUCUCCAAGCAGCAGAUGGAUGCCUAUGAGGCUCCACACCGGGACAAGACAGGAACAGUGGACAGUGAGGCCAUGUGGAAGCCAGCGUAUGACUUCCUUCUCACCUGGAGCAGCCAGAUGGGUGACAGCUACCGUGACGUGAUCCAGGAGCUGCACACGGGGCUGGACAAGAUGAAGAACCCCAUUACCAAGCGCUGGAAGCAUCUCACUGGCACCCUGAUCCUCGUGAACUCCUUGGACAUGCUGCGGGCAGCUGCCUUCAGCCCACAAGACCAUGAGGAUUUUGCCAUCUAG
This is a messenger RNA of Apaloderma vittatum (bar-tailed trogon), 2895 nucleotides long. RefSeq names its product SH3-domain binding protein 4 (gene SH3BP4). The record is from RefSeq and is a predicted model, not a curated record. Gene Ontology annotation, cellular component: cytoplasm. The transcript has 4 exons. Gene Ontology annotation, molecular function: protein binding. NCBI's taxonomy places the organism in Eukaryota, Metazoa, Chordata, Aves, Trogoniformes, Trogonidae. The coding region runs from base 1 to 2895 and encodes 964 amino acids.